Ornithodoros turicata is the source of this 7636-nucleotide messenger RNA. RefSeq lists its product as uncharacterized. Bases 1614 to 6512 code for a protein of 1632 amino acids. The record is from RefSeq and is a predicted model, not a curated record. The transcript is spliced from 25 exons. Gene Ontology annotation, molecular function: acyltransferase activity, transferring groups other than amino-acyl groups. NCBI's taxonomy places the organism in Eukaryota, Metazoa, Arthropoda, Arachnida, Ixodida, Argasidae.
UGUAGGUCCGUCCGGCGCUUUAUGGAACCACGUGACAGUGUCACACGUGAUCGCAAAUCAUGUCCCUCUAAAGCUACCCCAUUUAAACGCGGUUGGCGCAAAGGCCAAACAUACAGCCAUUUCUUUGUUGUUGUUGUUUUUUUUUGUGUGAUCUAUUCAGAGCCUGGGGGCCUAAUCGCUUACAUGUCCAAUGAGGGGCGGGGCACUCGUCAAGAAGGUCACGUGACACUUACACGUGAAGCGCGCGUCAUAUGUCACGUGCAACGUGUCAGAAGCGUGUUCCCAGGCCUCGUGUAUAAGAAAUUUUCUCUUCUUGUCGUUGUCCUACUGCCAGCAACCUUGACCGAGAGUUUUUUUUUUUUUUUUUUGCUCUCUCUCUCUCUCUCAGUUUCGCCACCGUCGCUGAUUCCACACAAUAAAGGCCUGACCAGAGCAUUUCAUGGCCAAUCGUUGUCACCACAACAGCGUGGUACACGGCACAGAAAUCACAGCUGUCCUGAAAUACGCUGAAAUAAUACAGUUUGCGUCCGCCAGGUAAAAUUGACAUCUUCACCAUACAAGAUAUAGUCAUAUAUCACGAGGCGACUAGCAGAAAUUCCAUUACCAGCGGCAUGGCCGAGCGAGCUCGUUGGUGGUCGUGCUCAAGGCUAGGAGGAGGUGGGUUCGAAUCAUACCCCGGCUAUGCUGUCUGAGGUUUUCCCGGCAAACCUUCCAGACGAAUGUCGGCACGGUUUCCUUUGAAGUCGGCCCAGGACGCAUAUUAAACCCCCUGUCCCCCACUCCUUCCUGCUGUCCUCUCUCCAUCUGUCCACGUCUGGACGCCGUUCACAGCCACAGUUGCUUCGCGGCGCUAACAGAAAAUCGAAGAAAAAAAUUCAAUUGUCACCAGGUGUUACCACAUAUCAGAUUAGCUCGUGUCCCCGCGCACCCAAUUCGCCCUUUCCCACAAAAUAUAAAUAUUUUUUGAAGACGGCGCGUUCAUUAUCGAAAACCAAUACCGAGUGGGUACUCCCGAACCCGUAAAACAUGUUAGUUGCAUUGUGCAGCCCCCUAGUUUCGGCGCCACAGAGCCAUCCAUGUUGUCUCACGGAAAGCCAUGGCAGGACAGAGUAUCCACUUGAUGGCAUGAAGCGGACUAGGGCAACAACAACGACGCUUUAUUUUGGUGAUUGUCAUGGCGAUGUCCCAUCGCCUUUCAUGCGAUACUCUACCCCAGCAGGUUGCAAACGGUGACGGCUCUUGAAGCCGAUCCGCAAUGAACAACUGGGGAACAUCCAUGGUAUAGAAGCGAAAAAAAAAAAUGCUACGACACCAUAUUUGACCCAUAUAUUUACCCAUAUUUGACUGCUCUACCAGCAUCUGUACCCUCAGAAGUAAACUCGGAGACGUCGAACACCCACGAAACGUCAAUAUCGCACGUCAGCCACCCGGUCUUCGCCUUGACCAUGCGGAGGGAAACCCUGUCCCCCUGCCAAGACAGCGGCGGCCGCUUGGGCCUUUCACGUGAGAGAGGGAAGUCGUAAGAAAAUGGUCUACCUUUAUAAAACAGUGGCACAAACCGUGGUUCCGACGCAUAUCUCUGCAGAUGCUUCGCACGGCAACACUGAACCAUCAUGGCUGCUACAUCUUUCAAGACUUUUACACUCCUACUAUCGCUUUUCGUGUGGACAGUGUCAACAUCGCCAGCGAAAGAGUUGGAGUCCACUGUUCUUCUCGAUGGCAGCAGCGGUGUCUUUGCGGAUUCCGGUGAUGGGCUACGGGAACAUCGUGAAGGAGGACUUGCUGUCAGCGCGUCCGACGAGGUGCGAUCGGUGUUCCCUGAGGAUCGAAUGUCAAAACGAGCACCCAGCGUGGAGCUCGAAGAGUCAAACAGCCCAGAAACGACAGAAGUAAUUGAAGAAACAACGACUGAAGGCAUUGUGAGUUUAGAAGAGCCACUUCAGGAAAUUCUCGGCCGAAUUACGAAGCAAAUGCUACCUAAGAUGUUGGAGUUGGCUUACGAUCCGGAGAUGUCGCAAGAAUGUGUGUCAAGUUUCGUCAAACUGGGAAAAGCUCUCGGGACUUAUGAAGUCUGGGCUCUGAAAAUGAUCGACGCAAUGGGUAAGCCACCAGCUGGCGCUCUGGAAGGCGCUUUGUCAGGCAUGGGAUCGUACGACGAGUGUCUGGGCAUCGUCGCCCCAAAUAACGAUGGAGAAGAAGAUUUUCGCGGCCAAUAUUGCAGCCUGUACACGAAGCUACCGUCGAACCCACUGCUAGACAAGCUUGCGCCUAAGUUCAUCGAAAGCAACCCUCUCUUCCGCCAGUUUAUAAAGAAUGCAAGCAAUUUAGCGGGCCUUCAAGACGAUCCUUUUGUGCUCGGCAUGAGAUUGGGGUUGUGCAUCCCAUCCACAUGUACAGCCAAGGAGGUGCAUCAUUUAGUAGAAAAAUUUACGAAGAAAUAUGGUAUCAGGUCCCAGGUGAUAGCGUGCAAGAUUAAGGGGCCAGUAGAAAUCAGCAACACGCAGAUGGGACUAAUAUCAUUCGCUAUUGCCUUGGCAUUCCUGGUGGGCCUCGCGUCUUCAGUGGACAUCUAUCGACGCAGAAGCGCGAGCAAGGGCAUGAAGAAGCCACCCGUGACAAGUAUCCCUAUGCACGCCCUGCUCGCCUUCUCGGCUGUGACAAACACGGAAAAAAUAUUCAACGCAUACGCUGAACCAGGCAGCUACACUGAGAAGCUCCAAAGUGUCCACGGCAUCCGUGUCAUCAGCGCCCUCUGGGUCGUGCUCGCUCAUGUCUACUGUCUUGUUGAUCCAACCACCUACGGGAGAGCAGUCUCAAUUCUGGAAAUGCUCAGUGAUCGUUCGUUCGGCGUAAUCUCCAACGGUUUCCUCAGCGUGGAUACCUUUUUCGUGCUGAGUGGCUUCCUCGUCACAUACUCUGUAUUGACAACAAAGAUGAAGCCAGGGCCACUCUCAUUCAUCGUGACAUUAUACAGGAGAUAUGUGAGGCUAUGUCUACCUGCAGUCUGCAUAGCGGGAAUCUUAAUCGUCUUCCCAUUGCUGGUUAGUGGCCCUGUAGUAGACCAACUUAUCCACUUCGUGAAUGAACCGUGCGAAGGGCACUGGUGGGAUAUCCUUGCAGUCAUAUCCAACUACAGGCCAAUCGGAGACCAGUGCGGUCCCCACCUCUGGUAUAUUGCGGCUGACUUCCAAAUCUACGCGGCUCUGCUCAUCUUCAUAUUCUUGUUGAGAUGCAAAAGACCGGCCCUGGGCAUUACCGGGAUUGUCGUCGCAAUAGUAGCAACCUGUGUAGGAGUUGCCGUCGAAGUGUACGUCUACAACUUCCCUGCCUACAACCACGUAGAUGCUACGAGUGUAAUGAAAACGUUGACGUCUUCCAUGGAAGUUUACCUUAAGCCCUUCUGCCACACCGCUCCCUUUGCGACGGGUAUACUGGCGGCCUACUUCUUCAUCCGAUACCCGUCCGUAAAGAUUCACAAAACUGUGGUUAUGGCAGCGUGGGCUGUGGCCGUGGCCACCGGCCUUACUGUGGUGUAUGCCGUACAGGACUGGGGGGCCGGUGUAGAAUACACUAAGAUCCAAGGGAGCUUCUAUGCCGGGCUUCAUAGACUAGCCUGGGGCCUGUGUGUGGCCUGGCCCAUCUACGCUUGUUCCACUGGCCGCGGAGGUUACAUCAAUACCGUACUCAGUCACUGGAUCUUCGUGCCAUUCAGCAGACUAAGCUUCAGCCUCUACCUGGUGCACAUGCCCGUUGUUGUUGCCAAGGCCGCAUCGGUCAGGUUGCCCGUGGAAUGGACGCAUUGGUUUGUGGCAAAAGACUACAUCGGACUCGUCGUUAUCAGCUACAUGUUCGCCUAUCUCUUCGCUAUCUUCUUCGAAGCCCCCAUCGUCAACAUUGAUAAGCUGAUCUUCGAUACGAUACCCAAAAUGAAAGCUGGCCGUGUUGAUGAGCACAACGAACUGAAGGUCACCGUGGACUCGACCGAGCAGACAAAUAUGCCCAACAAGACACACUCUCUACAAGCAGUGUUUGUACCGCCUGUGAAUUCUUCCAAGAUAACCAUCAUGGCUGCUAGCUCUUUCAAGACUUUUGCACUCCUACUAUCGCUUUUCGUGUGGACAGUGUCAACAUCGCCGGCGAAAGAAUUGGAGUCCACUGUUCUUCUCGAUGGCAGCAGCGAUGCCUUCGUGGAUUCCGUUGAUGGGCCACCGGGACAUCGUGAAGAAGGACUUGCUGUCCGCGCGUCCGACGAGGUGCGAUCGGUGUUCCCUGAGGAUCGAAUGUCAAAACGAGCACCCAACGUGGAGCUCGAAGAGUCAAACAGCCCAGAAACGACAGAAGUAAUUGAAGAAACAACGACUGAAGGCAUUGUGAGUUUAGAAGAGCCACUUCAGGAAAUCAUGGGCCGAAUUACGAAGCAAAUGCUGCCUAAGAUGUUGGAGUUGGCUUACGAUCCGGAGAUGUCGCAAGAAUGUGUGUCAAGUUUCGUCAAACUGGGAAAGGCUCUCGGGACUUACGAAAUAUGGGCUCUGAAAAUGAUCGACGCAAUGGGCAAGCCACCAGCUGGCGCUCUGGAAGGCGCUUUGUCAGGCAUGGGAUCGUACGACGAGUGUCUGGGCAUCGUCGCCCCAAAUAACGAUGGAGAAGAAGAUUUUCGCGGCCAAUAUUGCAGCCUGUACACGAAGCUACCGUCGAACCCACUGAUAGACAAGCUUGCGCCUAAGUUCAUCGAAAGCAACCCUCUUUUCCGCCAGUUUAUAAAGAAUGCAAGCAAUUUAGCGGGCCUUCAAGACGAUCCUUUUGUGCUCGGCAUGAGAUUGGGGAUCUGCAUCCCAUCCACAUGUACAGCCAAGGAGGUGCAUCAUUUAGUAGAAAAAUUUACGAAGAAAUAUGGUAUCAAGUCCCAGGUGACAGCGUGCAAGAUCAAGGGGCCAGUAGAAAUCAGCAACACGCAGAUGGGACUAAUAUCCUUCGUUAUUGCCUUGGCGCUCCUGGUGGGCCUCGCGUCUUCAGUGGACAUCUAUCGACGCAGAAGCGCGAGCAAGAGCAUGAAGAAGCCACCCGUGACAAGUGUCCCUAUGCACGCUCUGCUCGCCUUCUCGGCUGUGACAAACACGGAAAAAAUAUUCAACGCAUACACUGAACCAGGCAGCUACACUGAGAAGCUCCAAAGUGUCCACGGCAUCCGUGUCAUCAGCGCCCUCUGGGUAGUGCUCGCCCAUGUCUACUCUCUUGCAGAUCCAACCACCUACGGGAGAGCAGUCUCAAUUCUGGAAAUGCUCAGUGAUCGUUCGUUCGGCGUCAUCUCCAACGGUUUCCUCAGCGUGGAUACCUUUUUCGUGCUGAGUGGGUUCCUCGUCACAUACUCUAUAUUGACAACAAAGAUGAAGCCAGGACCUCUCUCAUUCAUAGUGACAUUAUACAGGAGAUAUGUGAGGCUAUGUCUACCAGCAGUCUGCAUAGCGGGAAUCUUAAUCGUCUUCCCAUUGCUGGUUAGUGGCCCCGUAGUGGACCAACUUAUCCACUUCCUGAACGAACCGUGCGAAGGGCACUGGUGGGAUAUCCUUGCAGUCAUAUCCAACUACAGGCCAAUCGGAGACCAGUGCGGUCCCCACCUCUGGUAUAUUUCGGCUGACUUCCAAAUCUACGCGGGUCUGCUCAUCUUCAUAUUCUUGCUGAGAUGCAACAGACCAGCCCUGGGCAUUACCGGAAUUGUCGUCGCGACAGUAGCAACCUGUGUAGGAGUCGGUAUCGAAGUGUACGUCUACAACAUCCCUGCCUACAACCACGUAGAUGCUACGAGUGUAAUGAAAACGCUGAUGGCUUCCAUGCAAGUUUACUUCAAGCCCUUCUGCCACACCGCUCCCUUUGCGAUGGGUAUACUGGCGGCCUACUUCUUCAUCCGAUAUCCGUCCGUAAAGAUCCACAAGAUUGUGGUGCUGGCCGCAUGGGCUGUCGCCGUGGCUACCGGCCUUACUGUGGUGUAUGCCGUACAGGACUGGGGGGCCGGCGUAGAAUACACUAAGAUCCAAGGGAGCUUCUAUGCCGGACUUCAUAGGCUAACCUGGGGCCUGUGUGUGGCCUGGGCCAUCUACGCUUGUUCCACUGGCCGCGGAGGUUACAUCAAUACCGUACUCAGUCACUGGGUCUUCGUGCCGUUCAGCAGACUAAGCUUCAGCCUCUACCUGGUGCACAUGCCCGUUGUUGUUGCCAAGGCCGCGUCAGUCAGGUUGCCCGUGGAGUGGACGCAUUGGUUUGUGGCAAAAGACUACAUCGGACUCGUCGUUAUCAGCUACAUGUUCGCCUAUCUCUUCGCUAUCUUCUUCGAAGCCCCCAUCGUCAACAUUGAUAAGCUGAUCUUCGAUACGAUACCCAAAAUGAAAUCUCGUCGUGUUGAUGAGCACAACGAACUGAAAAUCACCGUGGACUCGACCGAGCAGACAAACAUGCCCAACAAGACCAAUUCUCUACAAGCAGUGUUUGUGCUGCCUGUGAAUUCUUCCAAGAUGUAACGCCUCCUUGCUACCUUUGGAUGCGGUUGACGUAGGCACGCUUAUCGCUACGUUAUGUAUCGAUAAGUAAUUGCUACCAGGCAAGCACAACGGACUUCUCUUCGGGUACUUGUGUACAAAGAAACCGCAGAUGUACCAAAAAUCAGCGAAGGGUUGGUGCAGCCGCGUCCUUAGUGACUCAGAUUUUGUCAGUAUUAGCACGCUGGUCUUCUUGAGUUUUGUUCCAUCAGCGGUACGCCAAAUGUACGAAUAUUAUUCUAGUCAUAUGUUCAAACGUGAUGUGUAAAUAUACUACUCGAGGAACAUCGUCAGCGGAGCUUUGAAGCGCAUCUUCUUUGUUUCUCACAUCCGAAGUGCUUCCCGAUGCAGUCAUUUCUAGUUAUACUGAGUGACAGUACGAAUUUCAAAACGUAUUUCAUGGUUGAAUGUGGGAUGCUGUCGAGGGAACUUCGCUGCAUGCAGUUCGGAAAUGUGGAAGUACCAGAACCGGAGUACCUCCAUUUAGCUUUACGUCUCGCAGUUGUUUCGCUAGAGGGCUUGAAGGGAAUGGCUGCCCAGAGAGGCUACUUUUAAAGGCUGCAUAGAAUGCAGUCGUUAUUUGGUGUUACUAAAUUUUAAUUACAUAUAAAAAGAACAUCCGAAGAUCUGACAAGCGCAACAAGUUAGUAAUAUAGCUCCCGGUAUCUCCUUUUGAACUGGAUUUUGUGAUACAUUUCUACCGGCUAUCCUAAUGCAACCAUUACUACACCAGGAGGUGACGUGUAGCAAAUUCUUGAUGAUGAUAACGAUGGUAGGAGAAAAAAUAUGGAGAUGUGAGCCCGGUCACCGCGGGACAGGCUAGUCCAGGCCUAGUAGAGGCGAAAAAAGGGGGGGAAACGUCUAAAAAGACGAGAGCUCUGCUGUUCUAGCAAACUGUUCUUAGUCAACAGCCGUGAAGAUACCAUUGCCACAUGUUCCGACUUGUUUGCGUUUCUUUGUUUAGGUUAUGGGUAAAUUAUUUGAUGUUCUGUAAAUCAGAUUCACCUCUCACUCUAUUAUGCAUUCCACGAAUGCAAUUACUUACCCCGGGUAAGGAGUGCUUGUAAAUAUUUACUGACGAAAUAAACGAGAUUAUAUGUACGAUG